AUGUAUGACAGAGUUCGGUUUGAAAAUCCUACGGCUUUUAUGCCCUUCACCAAUUUGACUUGCCUCGCCAUGCUCAACCUUCGAGGCAGGAUUCCUCCAUGGGCCAAGUGUAUAGCCAACAUUCUCAUCGCAAGCCCUGCAAUGGAGAGUCUAAGCAUUUCCUUGAGCGAGAGCUCUUUUGAGGGGACAAGCUCUCUAAUGAACUGCGAGGAGAUCCUCCAGUCAUUCAUGGUAGACAUCUGUGCUCGCUACGCUAAGGAACAGGAGCCUCUUAGGCUUAAAAGGCUUCAUCUAGACGACUAUAUAAUGCCCCCAAAACGCCAAAACUUGGAAUUGCUUACAGAUCUUACUGUUUUAGAGGAAAUCUCAGUCUACAACAACUGCGAGAUAGAAGAUGCCGAAUACAAGAUCGACUUCAGCAUAUUUUCCCCCGAGAUUAGCCCUUCGCUAAAAGUUAUCUCUUUCCACGAGCUACCAGACGAAAUAUGGCAAGGUUUUGCUGGCUCGUGUGUUGGGACGAGGCCCAUCGAGCUUCGUUUUAGCCACCACAUUGGGGAUGAGGAAGAGACCUAUCGGUUUCUCCAGGACUACUUGGGACCCAAAAUCCCCGAUCGUCGUUUUCCGCAACAGCAUGGUCCCACGACUUGCCCCGAUGGCAACACACUUGAGGAUGUGGAUUCUCAAGAACAGCUGACGCUUUUGGGUAUCAAUAUCAGGUACUACAAUUUAGUACGACUGGGCAAGCCUCACUACGUUACAAAUAUCUGCGAUACAAUUUCCAAGUUGCCAAGGCUAGAAGCCUUAUGGCUGGACGGUUCAAAGACUAACAGGACGUUGAUGGAAUCAAAUGCAUGGCACAAUUCUGCAAUGGAGCUGGCGCGCGCUGGCCCCUUGCUAACAUAUAUUCGCAUCCAUGGUGUACCAUGGCAGGCUUGUAGAGAACCGGAACUCAAGCUCAUCUAUCUGGACGAAUGGGAUGAUGAGGAGGUCCGACCAGACUUUUUCGAUACUGAGUAUCCGAGUGCCUGGGCAAAUAUCCAACGCUAAUAAACGGAGGCCCC
This is a messenger RNA of [Torrubiella] hemipterigena, 1061 nucleotides long. Lineage: Eukaryota; Fungi; Ascomycota; Sordariomycetes; Hypocreales; Clavicipitaceae. The record is from the annotation of a GenBank genome assembly.